AUGGGUCUGCACGUUAUCGGUGUGUUUACUCUCCUUGGAAUCAUCCUGAACCACACAGUGGCUUUCGAAAAUGGGCGAGUGACUGUUUCAUGUGAAACAAUGACUCCAGACCAUGGGAGCACAUCGCAGAGGUCACCAAGCCCCUUCAUCAUCAGAGUGGACAAAGAUGUGUUCAUCCCAGGGGAUCAAAUCAAAGUUACACUUACUGGGAGACGCCCUGGAACUUCAUUCGAGGGAUUUCUUUUACAGGCACGAGAUGCUACUGACAUGAACAGCGAUCCUGUUGGAACCUUUAUCCUUAUAGAUAAGGCCUCCCAGCUCCUGGCAUGUGGGAAUGUAAAUGACUCGGCAGUCAGUCACACAAGUUCAUCAGGAAAGCACACAGUCACAGUACUGUGGAAUUCACUCACUGUAAAGAGAGACCAGGUGCAAUUUCUAGUCACAGUAGUUCAGAAAUUCAACACCUACUGGGUGCAAUUACAUGGCCCAGUAGUUUCACAACUGAAUGCAUCUCCACUGCCAAUACAGACUCCAUUAACUGUUCCAUCUUCUGUUCAGCUGUCUAAACCAUUCAACGUGACAGAAUGUGGCAGCCAGAGUUUCUGCCUGCGGGACCCACCUGGAUGUGACCCUGAGACAGAUCAAACCUGCUGCUUCUUCUCCUUUGCUGUGCAAGGCAGAUCCGUGCUGUUCCAGCUGAGUGGUCCUUCCCAGGGCUAUGUGUCUUUUGCACUCUCAGGUGACCAGUCGAUGGGGGCAGAUGACAUUUAUUUAUGUAUUGUCAUUGAUCAAAGCAUCCAGAUCCAUCCUGCUCAUUCCACUGGGCGCUCUCACCCAAUUCUGAACUCACAGGUUUCUAUUUAUGAUCUGGCUUGGAGGUUGGAAGAUGGUGUGAUCAAGUGUUCGUUCAGAAGAAAUAUCCAGCUUCCUGAACACAGUGAACGGUUUGAUCUGGAUAAGCACUAUUACAUAUUCUUAGCAGAAGGGAGAGCUGAGAACGGACGAAUUGAAAAACAUCACCGCCAGCCACUGAUCACACAGACGAAAGUUUACUUUGCAGGAGAACCCAAGGAGAUAACUGGCUCCCGAUCCCCACUCUCCAUCAAGGCUCACGGAGCUUUAAUGUUUAUCGGGUGGGUGACUACAGUCAAUGUUGGUGUUGUUGUAGCUCGCUUCUUUAAACCUGCCUGCCCAACCAGGACACUGUUUGGAGAAAGGCUUUGGUUUCAGGUGCACCGGAUACUGAUGGGAACCACAGUGCUGCUCACAUGCAUUGGAUGUAUCCUCCCUUUUCUGUACAGGGGUGGCUGGAGUCAUCAUGCAGGGGCUCAUCCAUACUUUGGAUGUGCGGUUCUUACAUUGAUAAUUAUUCAGCCGAUUCUUGCUAUCUUCAGGCCUCACCCACAAGCACCAAGAAGGUACAUUUUUGACUGGACACAUUGGGGUAUGGGGACUGCUGCUAGAGCAAUAGCACUUGCAGCAAUGUUCCUUGGAAUGGAUCUCCCGGCCUUAGAUCUCCAUAACCCAUGGGAUACAUCAGUCAUGGUUGGAUUUAUAACUUGGCAUGUUAUGACAGAACUAAUUCUGGAAACACAUAAUUAUUUAACGACUUAUAAAGAACUCGAAGCAAAAGAGGACAAAAUGAACAUAAUGGUUUCAAAUUCAGGCGAACUGAAUAACUUGCAGGUACACGCUUUACAGUUUAGUUUUUUUAUUAAAGGAAUUUUUGCCAGACCAGAAGUACAGAAAAUGCCAUUGAUUUUUCUUGUAAAUCACAAUGUACUGCAGUACAGUAUGAAAGUAAACUCAAUUUGAAUUACUGUUUAAUUCUGCCAUUACAGGCUCAUAGAUUUAAGAAGAUUGUAUUCGUAAUCUACAUCUGUGGAAAUUUAACAUUUCUAAUAAUGUUC
This is a messenger RNA of Callorhinchus milii (elephant shark), 1910 nucleotides long. RefSeq names its product putative ferric-chelate reductase 1. NCBI's taxonomy places the organism in Eukaryota, Metazoa, Chordata, Chondrichthyes, Chimaeriformes, Callorhinchidae. The record is from RefSeq and is a predicted model, not a curated record. Gene Ontology annotation, molecular function: oxidoreductase activity, acting on metal ions. The coding region runs from base 1 to 1815 and encodes 604 amino acids. The transcript has 14 exons.